AUGGCAGCCGUCGCGCCUGCCGCAUCUACACACCUAGCCCACAGCGCAUCCCCCAUCCACCGCGCUGUUUCAUCGUCUGAACCUGCAACGCUUAAACGUAUGACUUCUCGCAAACUUUUCGGACGUUCUCGCAAAGCACCGCCGUCCUCUUCGGAUCACGGUUCAACAGCGGCCCCUCUGGGCCACUCGCAACGUCAAGCCAGCGGCAACGCCUUCACUGCUCGCGCCGAUGUCGGCAGCGACGGCUAUGCUGACGACAAGGUGUUCGGCAGCCACGACUCCAAUCUGUCCACCUCGGCGCUGAGCACGACGAGCACCGCCUCGCGCACUUCCCGCUUCUUUCGUCGCUUCGGACGUCAAAAGCCUCCUCCUGUCCCUUCGCUUCCUCCGGCGCUGGUGCUUGACCUCGACGCUGGGACUGCUCUCCCUCGCUCCUCCAACGCAGGUGUGCCCACGCCUAUCUCUGCCAAUGGUGUGGCGGGAAAUGCAGUCAACGCCAAGCAACGCAAGCAGCAUCCUCCUUCUGCAGCAGCUGCCAUCAUAGCCGAAUCCAACGCUGCCUAUGCCGCUGCCGAGUCCGUCCCCAAGCCGAAGGGCCUUCAGCGCAAAAAGAUGCUCGAAGCGCUUACGAAUGCCCGACUCGAUGUGAGCCAGGCUCGUGAUCUGGUGCGCAUGUGCGGCCUGCACAUCCGCGAGCGUGGCCUCGAUACCUCAGGUCUGUUUCGGCCUUUCCGCAUCGCCGAGUCGCAAGACCACGUCUACCACAUGAUCCAGCUGUUCCUCCUCUCGAUCGACGUCUCGACCUACAUCUCCGUUUUCCCCAUUCUUCCAGAAAAUGCGCUCGAUCGCUUUGGCCACAGUGGAGCCACUGCCGCCAACGGAGUCAACAACAGCGUCACAAGCCAGCAAGCGAAGAGCAAAGUCGCAGGCGAAGAGCUCGACAAGGAGCUUCGAUACGCUACCCCGCACGACGUCGUUUCCGUCAUGAAGUGGGGAUUGCGCCACGUACGCCUUCGUACAUCGGACUUCAACUCGAAGGAUGCAGACGAGUGGUACGACGUGUUUGUGGCGUCUGAGCGCGAGUCUGGAUAUCACGCUAGGGCAAUUGCCGAUCUGCUGCACCCAAAACUGCCUCAAGCGACAGCAGAGCUGCUCAGCGAGGUGCUCGAUCUCAUGGCGUCGGUGGCUGCGCACUCGAGCAGCAACCACAUGCCUGCGUCAGCGCUGUGCAAGGUGCUCGGGUUCUGGCUCUUUGGUCGAAUUGGCGUCGCGCAUCCGCCGCCGACGGUGAACGAGCUGAUCGAGGCGGUCAACAGGACGUCGGGCAUGGCGGAGCAUUUGCUGUUGGCUCAUAUCCGAUCACAGGCUGCCGUCACGUUUUCGAUGCCGUUGAGGCUGACUGAGCUGGUGCAACGAUAUCCGUACAUCAAAGCCGGGGGCGAGAGGCCUUGUCUGCCCCCCGCGUUUGCUACGCGACCUGUGCCGACGCUGAGGAUCGACAUGCGCUCCGACAAUCUGAUUGUGUCGCAGACCAAACCGCGUGCUCCCUCUUCGACGCUCGCAGAUGCUCUGGAUGCGUCGGCUUCAGAUGAUCUUCAAGGAGGGCAGGGCGAGAUGUGGGCCGCGAUCAUGACGCAGCUCGACCACCUAGCUGAGGACAGCAAGAAGGGCUACGAGCUGCUCAUUGACGAACACGUGCGCAUUCUCCGUCAAGUCGAUCAGGCGUUGGCCGCGGCAAAUGAAGAUGGAAAGGCGGAGAACGGGCAACAGGAUCUGAUGUCUGCAGCCGCUGUAGCUGCUCCUCCCGCUAGGACGGCGGCUGCACCGUCGAUCGCUCAGCUCAAAGCGAGCCGUCGUCGAUCUCGGUCGCUGUCGGAUCUGCGAAGCCACCUGAUCUUUGCCGGACCGCUCACGACACUCAACGAAUCGAAUCUUAGCGAUGGGGGCAAUACUCCGCGUAGUAACGGGACGCCUAAGCGGAAACCGGUGCCGCUGAUCGAUGCGCAGUUGCUGAACGAGGGCGAUGAGGUGGAGGUGGUUGCCGAUCGGCCGAGUGCCGGUCAGCAGCGACGGGGCGUUGAGGACUCGGAGCUGUUUUCGGGCGAUCUGGAGCCAUCUGCUUCUUGGAGGUCGUUUUCGGAGGAAGGAUUUGGAGGUAUUAGUACGGCUUCUUCGGAACUGUCGCUGUCCGAGUUUGACCUGCGACCGGUGGGAGCGUCAGCUGCACAGACAUUGCCCUCUCGUCGCAGCAACCGGAGCCUGUACCGCGUGCGGUCGUCGACGUCCGGCAUUUCGCGUCGCAAGCUCUCGCGCAUGUCGAGCCAGCAGUUGGACGUCGAGGAGGAUCGAGCGAAAACAACGCACACGGUCACCUCAGCGACACUAACCCGUCAGCUCGAUACGUCGUUUGCAGUGCUCUGGCAGGACCAGCUGCUGGAUCCUUCGCCUUGCUGCCGCUUACCCCAGCUCGUGUUUGUGCAGCUCAACCCGAGGACUGCCAAGGCGGUGGAAGGUGGAGAGAGAGCAGAAGGGGACGUGCCGACGUACCCGGGCGAGGCGCCGUGGCUGCUGGUCGUAGAGACGGUGAUCCCGCCGAGACCGCCUACGCCUCCGGCAACCGCCCGAGGGGCCGGAGAAGGCGAGAGCGAUAGGAAGAGCAUCUUCGCCCCCAGCAUUAGGAGCGUCAGGAUGCGGCUGAGGAGGGUCAGCACUGUGAUUGGGACCGGAAUGGGGAGGAGGAAGCAUGAGCUGGAUGUGGGCGGUAGAGAUGGUGAGGGGGGCGAGAAGAUUUGA
This is a messenger RNA of Sporisorium graminicola, 2793 nucleotides long. RefSeq lists its product as uncharacterized. Gene Ontology annotation, biological process: signal transduction. The record is from RefSeq and is a predicted model, not a curated record. Bases 1 to 2793 code for a protein of 930 amino acids. The transcript has a single exon. NCBI's taxonomy places the organism in Eukaryota, Fungi, Basidiomycota, Ustilaginomycetes, Ustilaginales, Ustilaginaceae.